Cajanus cajan (pigeon pea) is the source of this 2599-nucleotide messenger RNA. RefSeq names its product class V chitinase. Gene Ontology annotation, cellular component: plasma membrane. Lineage: Eukaryota; Viridiplantae; Streptophyta; Magnoliopsida; Fabales; Fabaceae. Gene Ontology annotation, molecular function: chitin binding; protein serine/threonine kinase activity; ATP binding. Gene Ontology annotation, biological process: carbohydrate metabolic process; protein phosphorylation. The record is from RefSeq and is a predicted model, not a curated record.
AUAUAUGAGAGGUAGUGCAAGAUUAAUAUUCUAAUAAUGUCGUCAUCGAGAACGGUCCACGUCCUCUCCGUGCUUUUCCUCUGCGCUGUCACGUUCCAAGCCUCAUCAGAAGCUGAAUCAUGGCUCAGAAUCGGUUACUGGUACAGCGGAAGCGAGUUUCCCAUAUCCGAAAUCAACUCGGCCCUCUACACUCACCUCAUAUGCGCCUUCGCCGACGUGAACGCUUCCUCCUUCGAAAUAAGCCUCUCCUCCUCAAACCAGCAACGCUUCUCGACGUUCACGAACACCGUCAAACUCAAAAACCCUUCCAUCACCACUCUUCUCUCCACCGGGGGAGACCAAAACAGCGCCACCAUCCAAUCCAUGCUCACCAACGCUUCUUCAAGGAAUCCCUUCAUUCAAUCCUCGAUAGCAAUGGCCAGGCUUUACGGAUUCCACGGCCUCGACCUUUCCUGGUCCACCAUUGAAACAUCCUCCGACGCAGACAACCUAGGACAACUUUUCCACGAGUGGCGUCUUGCUGCCAAAUCCGAAGCCAAUAACUCUACGCUUCCGGAACUCUUCCUAACCGCUGCAGUUCAAGCUUCACCAGAUUUGAACUACGGGUCCUACCCUGUAGACCGGAUGAGAAGUAACUUGGAUUGGGUACAUGUUAACGCAUACUCUUACCAUACACCCUCGACGCAAAACUUCACUGCUGCACCUUCGGCUUUGUAUGACCCUCAUAAUACUUAUAUCAACACGGACUAUUACAUCAAGGCGUGGAUUGGGAAGGGGUUGGAGGCUAACAAGUUGGUUUUGGGUUUGCCUUUCUUUGGAUUUGCGUGGAAACUCCAAAACCCCGAUAACGACAAAAUAGGUGCACUGGCAACGGGUCCAGCAGGUGGCGCGGACGAUGGCUCUAUAAGCUACAGGGACAUAAAAAAUAGUGUUCAGCAAAAUGGGGCUCAAGUAGUGUAUAAUGGGACUUAUGUUACCAAUUAUUGCUCCUUUGGAUCAACAUGGAUUGGCUACGACGAUGUUGAGGUUGUUCAAAACAAGGUGUCCUAUGCAAGGGAAAAGGGGCUGCUUGGUUACUACGUUUGGCAAAUUUCCCAUGACGACCAAGAUUGGACACUUGCUCGAGCAGCAGCUGAGCAGGUUGACAACGACAAAGAUGAACGGUGGAAAUUAAUUGUCAUCAUUUUGAGUGUAAUUGCUACCGGUGUCGUGUUAGGUGUGACAAUCUACUUGCGAAGAAAGAGAAUAUUCAAAUCAACUGGGAGGACACUGACUAAACCUUCGCAGUCUAAAGUGAAUGAUAAAGAAGCUGCAGGACCUUUUCAUGGGGAUGCUCCAGAUUUACAAGUGUAUAGAUUUUCUGACAUUGAAGCGGCUACAGAUAAAUUUUCAUAUGAAAAUAAGCUGGGACAAGGUGGUUACGGUCCUGUUUACAAGGGCAUCCUACCUGAUGAUCAGGAAAUAGCCGUAAAGAAAUUAUCAAAAGCUUCUACACAAGGAUUUGAGGAAUUCAAAAAUGAGGUAACACUAACAGCAAGGCUACAACAUGUGAAUCUUGUUCGGUUGUUGGGUUUCUGCAUUGAACGAGGGGAGCAAAUGCUGGUGUAUGAGUACAUGGCUAAUAAGAGCCUCGACUUCUACCUUUUUGACCCUAUUAGAAGAUUUUUGUUAGAUUGGAGUAAGCGCAUUAACAUCAUUGAGGGGAUUACACAAGGCCUUCUUUACCUUCAAGAAUAUUCUAGAUUCACCAUAAUUCAUAGAGACUUAAAAGCUAGUAAUAUUUUAUUAGACCUGGAGAUGAAGCCGAAGAUUUCAGACUUUGGAAUGGCUAGAAUAUUCACCAAAAAUGAACUAGAGGCAAACACUAGCAAGAUUGUGGGAACAUAUGGUUAUAUUCCUCCGGAAUAUGUUAAAGGUGUUUACUCCACUAAAUCUGAUGUGUAUAGUUUUGGUGUCUUACUUCUACAAAUUAUAAGUGGCAAGAAAACCCACCACUUUUAUGGAGAGAACCAAGAUUUAAAGCUUUUGGAAUAUGCAUUUGAGUUAUGGAAAGAAGGAAAGGGUAUGGAGUUCAUGGAUGAUUCACUUGAUGAUACAUGUUCACCGUGUAAACUAAUGAGAUGCAUGCAAAUUGCUUUGUUAUGCGUCCAAGAACAUGCAUGUGAUAGGCCUUCCAUUCUGGAAUUUUCAUCAAUGUUAAGAAAUGAAAAUAUAUCUCUUACCAUUCCCAAAAGGCCAGCAUUUUCAAAAGCGAAAGACGAGGAAGAAGUAAAUGAGUGUAAACCACUAGAAAUUAUUUCAGUCAAUGACGCAACCAUCACUGAAAUGGUGGCCAGAUAGUACAUUAAUUAAUAUUAAUGUACAAGGCUUUAUUACAGUGACAACAGUGUAAUUCCCAAGAUGCGGCUUUAUCUCUGGUAACAUGGAUUUGCAAUUUUCAAACCAUUAAACUUCACCUAGUGAUAUGUAUAUUGUCGUCAUUGUUAUUCUAGUUUGAAUUUAGGAUUGACUACUCAACACUUAUUACUAGAUCCACCUUAUUACAGUGAUAAACUAUAUGAGUUGCACAAAUUACAAUUAAACUACCAUUAUAUUGGAA